AUGCAUUCACUCACUUUCAUGAUCGUUCUAUUGAUUCCAUUUGCUAACGGAGCUGUCGAAUAUCCAAGGGAAAUGAGCGCUGAUCUCCGCAAUGAGUUCUUUCAGUUCGCAGAGAAAAGACUUCAACAUAUCAUCAAAACGAAUCGCGAAUCACCGCCACCUCGAUAUGUUCAAAUCGUUGUCAGUUUGAUUGACUGCCAGGAUAACUGGGAAACUGAACGUAUCACUUUCGGAGCUGCUCAAACGAAAUUGGAAGAAGAAACAUGUGGUACUUAUCGUAUGCAAGAAUUUUGUCAGGAAUUUCCUGGAAGAUCGGUAGCAUUGAUGACAGGAAAGAAAGAAACGGAUACAUCAGUCAUGGCCCGUUACAAAUGUGCGAUAAUUCAGGAGAAAGGGAAGAAAGGAGUCGAAGCCCUCUGGACACAAAUAAUCAUUCCACUGUUCGUUGUCAUGUUUGUUCUCGUUGUCAUUUACAACUUCCGCAAAGUGUGUACAGAGGAAUCACAGAAGAAGACGAAGCUGGCCCCAGCUAUCAAGUCUAUCCUUGAAAACAGUAUGGAUACCAUCACGCUCAAUUUCUCGCAUGUAAAGAAACCCCGAAAAGAGCUGGCUCGAUUCGACGAAGACUCUGACUCAUCUAUCGGAAUUCUGUUCACCCUUUGA
Molecule: messenger RNA, 663 nt
Organism: Caenorhabditis briggsae
Lineage: Eukaryota; Metazoa; Nematoda; Chromadorea; Rhabditida; Rhabditidae
Exons: 3
Coding region: 1-663 (220 amino acids)
Source: RefSeq, a predicted model, not a curated record